Paracoccidioides brasiliensis Pb18 is the source of this 315-nucleotide messenger RNA. RefSeq lists its product as uncharacterized. The record is from RefSeq and is a predicted model, not a curated record. Bases 1 to 315 code for a protein of 104 amino acids. The transcript has a single exon.
AUGCCAAUUGGACGUGGUGUACGAAGGCCUAUGCUGAUGAGAAACAGUAACGCUAUGUGGCUGCAGGUAUCCUCCUGUCCUUCAUCUCUGGUGCGAGGCUGGUCUCACUGUUCGACAUCCGGAUCUAAACGAGUGAUGGGAAAGCGGAGGUGGACCGUCAACUGGAGCAUCGCAGACAGCCAGCAAGGGCUCAGAGAGCGGGACCCACGGUCACCGUCUCUGUUCGAGUGUACCUGGGUCACCGUCCCUGUUUCGAGGGACAAGUGCCCUCGACCUCUACUCGAAGGCGGGAUCCCGGAUCGGCCAGCACGAUAA